AUUGAAAAGUUUGAUGGAAGUGAUUUUGGGUUUUGGAAGAUGCAAAUCGAGGUUAUCAGGAGAAAGGCCAGAAAAGAUGAAUGAUGCAGAUUGGGCGAUUUUGGACAGGAAAGCUUUGGGAGUGUUGGUUAACACCAGAAUGAGGGAGGGUGCUUCAGUUACCAUUCACAUCAACCAGUUUAAUUCGGUCAUAACUCAGUUAGGAUCAGUUGGAAUUAAGUUUGAUGAUGAACUUCAGGCAUUGCUCCUUUUAUCUUCUUUGCCUGACAGUUGGUCUGGAACAGUGACUGCAGUUAGUAGUGCAUCUGGCACUACUAAGUUUACUUUUGAAGGAAUUCGGGACUUGAUUCUAGGUGAAGACAUCGGACGUAGAAGUUCAGGGGAUUCUUCGAGUGCACUGUUGAGUACUGAAGGUAGAGGAAGAAUGAAUGAAAGAGAAAGAAACCGUGGUAGAGGCAAGAGUCAGUCCAAGCAUCGGGAAGGAAUUGUCUGUUGGGAUUGCAAACAGACAGGACAUUUUAGAAGUCAGUGUCCGCAUGGUAAAAACGAAGUGAAUACUACAGAAAGCUUCUCAGACAAUAGUGAUGAUGUGUUAAUCAGUAGCGUAGAGAGUAGUAUAGAUUCUUGGGUGAUGGAUUCUGGUACAUCUGUUCAUGCCACACACAACAUGAAGAUGAUGAAGAAUCUGAAGAUUGGGGACUUUGAAGAGAUGAUGUCUGAGGACGGAAAGACCAGGAUAGAGAAGUUUGAUAGGCAAGAUUUUGGAUGGUGGAAGAUGCAAGUCGAGGACUUGCUAUGUCAGAAAGAUCUUCUUCCAUGUUUGACAGGUCAGAAACCCGAGAAGAUGAAGGAUGAAGAAUGGGCUGACUUGGAUAGAAAAGCCCUAGCCGUCAUCAGGUGCACUUUGACAAAGAGUGUGGCUUUCAACAUCGUGAAAGAGACCACUGCUCGUGGGGUUAUGACAACGUUGUCAAACAUGUAUGAGAAACCUUCCGCGUCUAAUAAGGUUGAGUUUGACACAGGAGCAGAAAAGCAGGGAGCUAAACUGGUUCCUGAACCGGUUUCCGAACAAGAAACUGAAACAAUUGUCGACACAAUUCCAGAGUUUGAAGUCAGUGGAAAUGAUGAGUCAAAGGUAGCCUCUGACAGUGGGAGUUCGGAGUCUGAAGAUGAACAAUCCCCAUCUGACCAGACUGAUCAAUGGUCAUUACAACAAAAUGUAAGGACCUCUGCUGUCUUCUUGAAAAUAGAGGGACCUGAGAAUUAUUUCAACAAAACUCGCGUCACCCGUGAGUAAUUUUCUGUAUAAUUAUGCAUAUUUAAAAAAAUAUUAUGAUAAUGAAAUAUAUAUUUUUAUAAUAGUUAAAAAGUGAAAAGUUUUAUAGAAAAUAAUAAACAUAACGAUUAUUUUAAAUAGUGAAUGAUUUUAUAACCAUUUAAUAAAGAUAACGGUGAUUU
Messenger RNA from Cuscuta campestris, 1458 nucleotides. The record is from the annotation of a GenBank genome assembly. Lineage: Eukaryota; Viridiplantae; Streptophyta; Magnoliopsida; Solanales; Convolvulaceae.